CGUUUUUCUGCCAAAUCAAUGGGCGAUGAUGCAAACGACUUGCUGCUCAUGUUCCAGAGCAUGGGCACGUCUGAUCACGACACGCUCCUGCAGCAGUUCCGGAUCAUACUGCCAGACGCCGACGAAGAGUCGUGCCGCUUCUUCCUCGAGGCAAACAACUGGUCGUUGCAGAGCGCCGUAGCGAGCUACUUUGACUCGGCGGGCAGCGGCGUCAUCACUCGCCAGCAGCAGAGCGACGCCGAGAUGGCCGCCAUCGAGCAUGGCGCGCAACGCGCAUUUCAAGGCAUGCACCUUGGCAACGGGUUUGACCACCCCGCGGGCGGCGCGUAUCCUCACCACGACGGCGCAGUGAUUGACGGCUAUCAGGCCCUUCAGCUUCAGCGUGCCUCGGAGAGCUCCGACGACGACGACGAAUCUCAAUACGAGGACAUUCCCGAUAGCGAGCUAUCCGGAAGUCGGCAGUUUGCCCCCAAGCAGCAGCGUCCAAGACCCGCGCUAACGGUUGUCAGCGAGCAAUCUGACGCCACUCAGGUUGCGUUAGCCGGUCAGCCGUUCGUUCGGCAGUGGAUUGUUCGGAAUUCAGGCUUGCAGGCGUGGCCACCAAACUGUCAAUUAAGAUUUGCCUCUGGCGAGCGCAUGGAAUUUUAUGGCGAUGCCAGUGGCGAUUAUCUCCCUGUCAUUGCGCCAGGGGAAGAAACUGUAGUAACAUUGCGUCUAAUUGCACCGGCUGUCGCUGGAGAGUAUGCCGCUGUUUGGCGAGCAGCCAUCAUCGACCAGCAGGUGGUGCAAGCUUCGCACGCCGCAAUGCACAGCAAUCCGUCGCAGGCCGCAGCAGUACACAGUGGUGGCUUUUCGGGAUUUGCACAACCUCGCUUCCAGUACCAUCCGGGGCAGGCGCCUCUUCAGCAAGCACACACAGAAGAGAGCGGCGGCGGCGCAAUGGACGACGGCUCGGGCGGACAGACGAUGAUGGACCCCGCAACGGAAAUUCGGCUACGCGUCAGCAUGUUUGGCGAGCCCAUGUGGUUGCUCUUGACUGUGCGGGAUCCGACGAGCGAGGCCGAGCUACUCGAAGAGCUGGACAUGUCUGCGUUGCAAUUUGGGAAUUCUCAGCAUCAGCAGCAGCAUCAGCAUCAGCAUCAGCAGCAUUCAUGAUUUUUGAUGCUGUGCAGUUUUUUGAUUGCCAUUCUCGGAAUCUGCCGCUGCUGGAGUGUCUGCUUGUCAUGGCUGUUGUCGCUUAUCAAUGUAG
This is a messenger RNA of Capsaspora owczarzaki ATCC 30864, 1249 nucleotides long. RefSeq lists its product as hypothetical. Gene Ontology annotation, molecular function: protein binding. The transcript has 5 exons. NCBI's taxonomy places the organism in Eukaryota, Filasterea, Ministeriida, Capsasporidae. The record is from RefSeq and is a predicted model, not a curated record. The coding region runs from base 19 to 1155 and encodes 378 amino acids.